Salvia hispanica is the source of this 1385-nucleotide messenger RNA. RefSeq lists its product as uncharacterized. NCBI's taxonomy places the organism in Eukaryota, Viridiplantae, Streptophyta, Magnoliopsida, Lamiales, Lamiaceae. The record is from RefSeq and is a predicted model, not a curated record.
UACUGUUUGAUCACUUUCACUUUUACAUUAUUCCAAUUUUGGUUUGUUGAUAUAUCUAUAUGUGUUGAUUUUGUGGGAUUGUUAGGAAAUUUCUAAUGAUGUUGGUGUGUACAUGAAUGAUCCACUGUUUCUUUGGAAUUUCAAUGUCUUGGAAAAUUGGAGUGGUGUUGUUGUUUGGGUUCGUGGCAUGGGCUUACCGGCCCUUGCGCCCACCACCACCACGCCUUUGUGGCACGAAGGGCGGGCCACCCCUCGUAGGACCUAGAAUCAAACUAAGGGAUGGAAGGAACUUAUCAUACAAAGAGCAUGGAGUCCCUAAAGAGGCAGCCAAAUACAAGGUCAUCUUGGUCCACGGCUUCAGCUCUAGCAAACACGAAGCCUCCAUCACUGUCACGGUACCAACGUUAUCCCCUUUUGCCAUGGAGGGAAUAGGAACAUCACAAAUGAUUAUCUGUUUUUGCUUCCAACAGGAUUUGGUGGAGAAACUGGGCAUAUACUUCGUCUCCUUUGAUAGGCCGGGUUAUGGAGAGAGCGAUCCCGACCCAAAGAGGACCAUAAAGAGCCUAGCAUUAGACAUAGAAGAGCUCGGACAUCAGUUAGAACUCGGUGCAAAGUUUUAUAUCAUUGGAAUUUCCAUGGGAGGACAGGCUGUCUGGGGAUGCCUCAAAUACAUUCCUCACAGGGUAAAAGGGGCUGCAUUGUUAGCUCCAGUUGUGAACUACUGGUGGCCUAGUUUUCCCCCCGCUUUAGCCACAGAGGCAUACAAUCUCCAACCCGUGCAGGACCAGUGGGCGUUGCGUGUUGCACGCCACGUCCCCUGGCUCGUCUACUGGUGGAACACUCAGAAAUGGUUCCCGGGCUCCAGCGUUGCUGCUGGUACACAAAACUUCACAGCGCCCGACCUCCAAAUCAUCGCCAAAAUGGCUGCCUCAGGAGUGUCUCACAAGGCGUACGCGACGCAGCAGGGCGUGCACGAGUCCUACCACCGCGACAUGAUGGUGGGAUUCGGGCACAGGGAUCUUGAUCCAAUGCAGCUUGAGAAUCCCUUCCCAAAUGGAGAGGGCUCUGUUCAUCUGUGGCAUGGCACUGAUGACGGGGUCGUGCCCGUGUCGCUUCAACGCUGCAUUGCCAAGCAGUUGCCAUGGGUGCAAUACCAUGAGCUGCCAAAUGCUGGACAUCUCUUCUCAUGUGGUGAAACUGAUGUCAAAGAUGCUAUAUUGAGCAAGCUUUUGAUGGCUGAUAAAAUGGUUCACUGAUUUGUUUUUUUUGCCCAUUUUUAUGCAUUGAGUGUGAUUGUUACUAAAUUUUAUUUCAAUUCUGGAUGUAUGUGAAGAACCUUUACAAGAACAAGUCUGAGCAUCAAGAUUGUGCAAACAUUUUUUUCA